This is a messenger RNA of Colletotrichum siamense, 876 nucleotides long. RefSeq lists its product as uncharacterized. The record is from RefSeq and is a predicted model, not a curated record. The coding region runs from base 1 to 876 and encodes 291 amino acids. NCBI's taxonomy places the organism in Eukaryota, Fungi, Ascomycota, Sordariomycetes, Glomerellales, Glomerellaceae. The transcript has a single exon.
AUGGACAUCGACCCCGAACUCAGAGAGGACACACCUGCUUCCGAGGCUAGGAGAUCGUCGACAGUUCGUCCCUCUUCCUCGCCGGAUCAGGUUCCCCUCCCUGCUUCCCCGGCCGCCAACAACAUCCGCCCUGCCCGGGUCUUCGUCAACAUUCAGCCUGCCCCGCCCGCCAAUGACAUCAGCAUCUAUCACGUCCUGGGAGACGACCGGGAUCUACUCCCGUCGAUGUACGCCAAUGUCUACCAAGUGGACAUGCCGCCCAGACUGCAGGCUGUGGAGGCUCCGUGGUACCCCUUCCACCCGCGGCUCACUGCUGAACCCAGAAACUACCGCACGGAAGGCAACGUGGCAGAGAGGGACAGAAUCCUUCCGGAGCUUGACAACGUCUGGCAUGGGAUGCAGAAAUAUGGGUAUGCGUGGUCAAUAGUAGAAGAUCCAGUUCAGAGGCAAAACCUUCUCGAUCGCGCAGGGACGCUACCUCCUCCUCUUCCGAAGAUAAAGGACUUCAGGGGCGACAACAGCCAACGCCAGCGACCGCCUGCUCCCGUUCUUCAAGGCCCGAGAUAUUAUCAAGUACCCGCUCCCGUUGUGUAUACCGACUUCAGCCCGAGGUACGAAGUAUCCCGCCAUGGAGGUAUCAAUGGUCAAGUGUAUCAAGACCGCGCGGAUUAUCAACCACCCUACGGCACUGUAUACCCCGUCUACGACCGUGGUCACCAAGUGCCUAACUACGGCGAGGGUAGCAGUGGUCAGAAUCCUGUGGCAUAUGCACAGGGCGUCAAUCGAGACCAGGGGUCUUAUUCGGCAGCCGAUGUGCCUUUGCAACACGUGCAGCCACGGCAGCCGAGCUCCGACGUGCAACGAUGGCACCAAUGA